AAACAAACCCCCUUCGUCGCGGAUGGCACAAUUUUCCAUCUCCCUGCUGCGAAAUGCCGCUUUUCGAAAUCCGCUCGGGUUGGUUCGCUGCGUGCGGCAAGUCGCAACUUCGCCGGCCUCGUCCGAGGAGCAGCAGCAGCUCAAACUGAGCGAAAGUUGCGUGAAAAGGUUGAGGGAGAUUUGCGACGAGAAGAGCUUCCUGCGGGUCGUCGUCGAGGGCGGCGGAUGUUCCGGAUUUCAGUACAAAUUUAACAUCGACAACCGGCUGGAGGAGCAGGAGGAUUUGGUGUUCGGGGACGGUGCCGCCCGGGUGGUGAUUGAUAAGGCCUCGAUUGAGUAUGUGGGCGGGUCGACGAUUGAUUUUCACACGGAGUUGAUACGGUCGGGGUUUAGGAUUGUGAACAAUCCCAAGGCGGACACGGGAUGUUCGUGCGGGGCUUCGUUUUCGAUCAAGGUCGAGUGAGGUGGGUUGGUUGUACAUAUUUUAUUGUAGUUGAUGAUUUGUUACCAGCAAUGUAAGGAAGGGUAGAUUUAGGCAGUGAAUAAAAAAUGAAUAAUACAAAAUGA
Molecule: messenger RNA, 567 nt
Organism: Culex pipiens pallens (northern house mosquito)
Lineage: Eukaryota; Metazoa; Arthropoda; Insecta; Diptera; Culicidae
Product: iron-sulfur cluster assembly 2 homolog, mitochondrial
Exons: 3
Coding region: 23-463 (146 amino acids)
Biological process (GO): iron-sulfur cluster assembly
Cellular component (GO): mitochondrion
Molecular function (GO): iron ion binding; 4 iron, 4 sulfur cluster binding; 2 iron, 2 sulfur cluster binding
Source: RefSeq, a predicted model, not a curated record